UGUUGCAUUACAGUUAUACUCUCACCAGUGUGAUUCAUAUCAUUCGGUCUCAAUAAACUUAAUUUUGAAGAAUUUUAUACCUACAAGCAACACCAAAAGAUGGGAGAAAAAAAUGGUGAUGCAAGAAGUUUCUGGAUGGAGCUAGAAGAUGAUGGAAAAGUGGACUUCAUAUUUGAAAAGGUACAAAAUGUGCUGCAGUCUCUGAAACAAAAGAUCAAAGAUGGAUCUGCCACAAAUAAAGAAUACAUCCAAGCAAUGAUUCUAGUGAAUGAUGCAACUAUAAGUAAAAAUUCAACAUUGAAAAAGCAUCAUAUUUGUGUGACUCAGAAUGAACAGGAAAAUAAGACAAGUACAUUUCCUUCUACAUCAUCUGAAGACUCCUUUCCCAAAGACUGUACAUUUCUAACUCUAGAAACUAAGAAAAUUCUCUCUCUGGCUAAUAAAGUUGUAGAAUGUAGAGGGAAAAAAUCACCUAUGAAUUUAUCUUGCCGAAGUCAUGAUUGUUCUGGUGCCUGUCUGAUGAAAAUGCCAUCUACCAUCAAAGCAGAAAACCCUCUGCAACUACCAAUCAUAUGUCACUUCCAAAGACGACACGCAAAGACAAACACUCAAUCUUCAGCACUUCAUGUGAGUUAUAAAGCUCCUUGUGGAAGAAGUCUGCGGAACAUGGAGGAAGUCUUUCGUUACCUGCUUGAGACAAACUGUAACUUUUUAUUUACAGAUAACUUUUCUUUUAAUACCUUUGUUCAGUUGACUCGGAAUUAUCAAAAGCAAGAAGAAAUUGUUUCUGAUGUAGAUAUUAGCAAUGGAGUGGAAUUAGUACCUGUUUCUUUCUGUAAUGAAAUUAACAGUAGAAGGCUUCCAUCCUUUAAGUACAGAAAGACUAUGUGGCCACCAGCAUAUUAUCUAAAUAAUUUUUCCAACAUGUUCACUGAUUCCUGUGACUGUUCUGAGGGCUGCAUAGACAUGGAAAUGAACUAUGAAAAUAUUUCAAGAAUACAGAAUCAUUCAGUCAUUAGAAGUUCUAAAUUCAAGACAGCCAUUUUUCAGCAGAAUGGAAAAAAGAUGGAACUUAUUUCCUUGGAUUCUGACACCUCAAGAGAAAACAAUGGAUUUCUGAAUUGUAAAGCCAGGAGAAAACAAAAGGAAUCAAGUUCAAACCAAGUUGGAGAUUCUGAAGACAAUCAGCUGCAUGAAUCAGAUGUGAUAGAUAUAACUAAAUGUAGAGAAGAAACUCCACCAGGAGACAGAUGUCACCAAGCAAGCACAUUUGACAGUGAAAAUAUUGAGGUUCAAAUAAAAAUGCCCCAAGAAGAAAAAUCACCAGCACAUCAAAAGCAGCAGGCCUUUGAUGAUAAGUUGCUAAGUGAAACCAAGAAUACUUCCUCAACUUCUCCAGUAAAGUCCAGUAACGAGAUUAUGUUUUUGUUGGAUGCCACAAAAGAAGGAAACGUGGGCCGCUUCCUUAAUCAUAGUUGUUGUCCAAAUCUCCUUGUACAGAAUGUUUUUAUAGAAACACAUGACAGGAACUUCCCAUUGGUGGCAUUCUUUACCAACAGGUAUGUGAAAGCAAGAACAGAACUAACGUGGGAUUAUGAUUAUAAAGUUGGGACUGUGCCUAACAAGGAAAUCCUCUGCCAAUGUGGGGCUAAUAAGUGUAGAAAAAAAAUAUUAUCGCAGGGGGCGUGCGGGUGGCGGGGGCGCCGCGAGCCCACCGACCCGGACCUGCGGGGGAGGACGGAGGGCGGGGAUUUGAGGAAGGAAAGCGAAACGGCGGCGCCGGCAUUUCCGGGAGCGCCACUCUGCACCGCCCGGCCUCCGCCGCUGGUAGCCAUGGCCCAGCCGUCCCCGUCCUCGUCGCCGGUGCCACCCGAGCCAGCGCAAGACCCCGGCGACCCCGCGGCCCACCCCGUGCGGGCGCCGCUCCCCCUCCCCACGGGUGUCUUUCAGGUUGCAGAAAGGCUGGAAAAAAGGAUAUGUGCUCUGUGCCGCAAAGGUACUGACUACAGUGUGCUAUACUUUGCACGGUCAGAGAACAUAGCUGCUCAUGAAAACUGUUUGCUAUAUUCUUCAGCACUCGUGGAAUGUGAGGACCAAGAUCCACUUAAUAAUGAUAGAAAUUUUGAUGUGGAAUCAGUAAAAAAAGAAAUCCAAAGAGGAAGAAAGUUGAAAUGUACACACUGUCGUCAAAAAGGAGCCACCGUGGGAUGUGACUUAAAAUACUGUGCCAAGAAUUAUCACUUUUUCUGUGCCAUGGAGGACAAGGCAUUUCUACAAGCUGAUGGACUCCGAGGAAUUUAUAAAUUGUUAUGCCGACAACAUGCUCCAAAAUCAAACAUCACUCAAAGUGCUGAUUGUUCAAAAGUGCAAAGGAAAAGAGGAAGGAAAAAACGUCUCCCCGCAGGCAUUCCUGUACCGCCCAAUGAGACAGUGCUGGUGGACAGAUCUGAAACACAAGUGAAGGAUGAGUCUGGCAGUCACACAGAUACAAUCAUGAAGGUUUCUUUUCUUAAAAAAUGUAAGAAAGCAGGACUUCUUAAUGACUUAUUUGAAAAUCUAUUAGAUGAACUUCAUCUGAUUCAACAAAAACUCUUGGAUGAUACUACUUCAGAAUCAGCCUAUGAAAAAAUUGGGACUUCACUUUUUGACUGUGGAUUGUUUGAAGACACACUGGCAAAAUUUAAUGCAGCAAUAGAGAAUAAAAUUCAUGAAUCUAAAGAAAGACUGAAGCAGCUAGAACAAGAAAUUGAGCUACUUCAGGACUUAAAACAAACCCUAUCCUGUUGUCAAGACAAUGGAGACCUCACAUCAACUACUACUUCAGUGUCCUCCCUGUCUUCCUGAAGUUCACCAUUUCCUAAGCCAGCAGUCAAAUAAAAUAGCAAGCAGCCUCCAAGCCUGGAGACCCAGCUUGUACAAGUUGCACUGACAUUUCAUGCACAAUUGGGUGUUUGAUACCUCUAUCGUUUCUUACCUCUUCCUCUCCAAUAAAAUGUUUGUCAGGUC
This is a messenger RNA of Octodon degus (degu), 3006 nucleotides long. RefSeq names its product histone-lysine N-methyltransferase SETDB2. Gene Ontology annotation, biological process: negative regulation of gene expression; heterochromatin organization. Gene Ontology annotation, cellular component: nucleus. The record is from RefSeq and is a predicted model, not a curated record. Gene Ontology annotation, molecular function: histone H3K9 methyltransferase activity; DNA binding; protein binding. The transcript has 20 exons. Bases 100 to 2844 code for a protein of 914 amino acids. NCBI's taxonomy places the organism in Eukaryota, Metazoa, Chordata, Mammalia, Rodentia, Octodontidae.